AUGGAUUGUGCAGAAACAGCUGUUAAACUCAAAAUAUAUGCCAAAAAAUACAUCGAGACGUUUGAAGAGAAUACGAUGGACAAGAUUGGCGCUGAGGCAUUGCGGAAGAAAAAACUUCAUAAAGAAAGUGCCAAUCAUUCUACGAAUAAUAUUCUACUUGAUGUAUUUGCUACUGUGGACUACGAUCAGCGCUGUAAACAAUCACAUUUAUCGUUAACUCUACCAAGUGCUUCAGCUGACACAAAUGUUACCAUUUCUCAAGACAUGUUAUCACAAACCUGA
Molecule: messenger RNA, 282 nt
Organism: Cercopithifilaria johnstoni
Lineage: Eukaryota; Metazoa; Nematoda; Chromadorea; Rhabditida; Onchocercidae
Source: the annotation of a GenBank genome assembly